Molecule: messenger RNA, 1344 nt
Organism: Panonychus citri (citrus red mite)
Lineage: Eukaryota; Metazoa; Arthropoda; Arachnida; Trombidiformes; Tetranychidae
Product: gamma-interferon-inducible lysosomal thiol reductase-like
Exons: 3
Coding region: 154-771 (205 amino acids)
Molecular function (GO): oxidoreductase activity, acting on a sulfur group of donors, disulfide as acceptor
Source: RefSeq, a predicted model, not a curated record
UGAGUACAUUUAUAGGAGUUACUGUGAUUAUCUUUUAAUUGUUGUUAAUUAGAAGGAUUAGUUUGCCAUCUACUAUAUAAGGGAAGUGUUGUUGUUAAUCAAUUAUUAUCCAAGUUAAUUUCCCUUUGAAAACCAACAACAAAUCGUCUGAAAAUGUUGUUUACUGUUGUCUUUUUACUCGCUGCUCUUUCACUUAAGGUCGAUGGUCAAUCAGCUAACAAAGUCUCUCUUGGAGUUUACUAUGAAACCUUGUGUCCAGAUUCAAUAGCCUUUAUUAAUUACCAAUUGUAUCCAACUGUCCAGUCUCUUGGUAUUGAAAACAUUGACCUCAACUUGGUACCUUUUGGAAAAGCAUCUUGGACUGAAAGUGGAUCAUCACUUGUAUUUACCUGUCAACAUGGUGAACGUGAGUGUAAAGGUAACACCAUUCAAAACUGUGCCAAAAGUCAACUCGAUGUCGCAACUUUAGUCAAGUUUGUCUACUGUAUGGAAAGCGCUCGAUCCCCUGACAAAGCUGGACCAUCAUGUGCCCAACAAGGUGGUUUUAACUACACUGCAAUCGAUACCUGUUCCAAAGGCAAUGAAGGCGCUCAAUUGCUCAAGGCCGCUGGAGUUGCUACCAAAGCUUUAAAACCAUCAGUUUCUUUCAUUCCAACUUUUAGUGUUAACAAUCAACGUACUCAAACAAUUCAAGAUCGAGCUCUUAAUGAUCUUAAAGGUCUUCUUUGUGAUUCUUUCCCUGCAACUAAACCAAGCGGAUGCAACAAUUAAAACAAGGACCACCACUUAACUGAUGACGAUUCAACUGAUCACUACCAUAAAUUCAAUGAUUAUUAUACUCAAUGAGCUGAAUUUUAUUAAUUUAAAGGGCGUUUGGUUAAUUUCACAUUAAAAGGAGUUUACAAAAUGGGAUCUUUUCAAGGAUUAAAUGAAAAUUAAGAUGGAAAUUGGAUAAACGUUGAUGAGAUGAUGAAGAAAUGAUAAAUCCUUUUGGUUGUAUCUCUGUUUACAAUUACACCUUAAUCUUCACUUAAUCUUAGGUAAAAUUAGUCUAAUUGUAAUCUCCCUUUUUAAAUAUAUGAAAAUAACCCUUUAUUUGUUUUCUAAUCUUAACUUUGAGCUUAACCUAAUUGUUAUUUAAUUGCGCUAAUCGACUAGGGUUUAGGUUUAAUCAGAUACUUAAAGGGGAUUAAAUUUUUAUUAUUGCAAUUUAAAACUUUUUGCUGUCAUAAUGAUUCACAAAUCGAUGGGUUAGUUAAAUUGGUCAAUGAAAGACAAUACGAAAUUGAAUUAAUGUACAUUCACAGUUAAUUGCAGCAAUAAAGAGUAAAAUUAAAGAUUCAA